This is a messenger RNA of Zasmidium cellare ATCC 36951, 2415 nucleotides long. RefSeq lists its product as uncharacterized. The transcript is spliced from 3 exons. The record is from RefSeq and is a predicted model, not a curated record. Gene Ontology annotation, molecular function: protein kinase binding. Gene Ontology annotation, cellular component: cytoplasm. NCBI's taxonomy places the organism in Eukaryota, Fungi, Ascomycota, Dothideomycetes, Mycosphaerellales, Mycosphaerellaceae. Bases 1 to 2415 code for a protein of 804 amino acids.
AUGGACUCGGAGGAUGGUCAGCUAUUCGUGAAGAACCUAGCAUACUUUGUCCGCACGCAUGAGAAAGCAUUAGCGAACGCGCUGCAGUUGCAGCGCCAGAAGACCAAGAAUGGCAAAGAGCAAGCAGUUGCUGGCGCUUCCAGCGGUUCAGCUUCAUCGACCACGAUAUCACUCGCAGAGGCACUCUCGCGACCCUACCUGUCCUUCUCCUCCCACAGCCUCAGACCCGCGAAGCUCACCCUGACGCCGCACCACCUCUUCUACCUCCUCAGCAAAUUCGAAGACCUCGGUGUCGAUGUUGGCCCCAUGACGGUACGCUUGGAGAACCUGCACAGUGAUGCUGCCCCCUCGAAUUACGUUUCGUUCCUCGGCCAUGCACCCAAAUCACGAGGCAAGCAAUCAGAUGCAGACUCUCUUCGGUCGGUAUCUAGUGUGCGGAGUGUCAUGUCGAGCAUGUCGUCCAUGUGGUCUGCCCUGACGCUGUCGAACAGCGCUGCAAAAGCCGAGAAACAGAUGGCGCAAUAUCGUGAUGAUAUCAAAUACCUCUACUCGUGCUUCACAAAGAUCCCAGCGUUACGGCUGUCGCCCGAUCACCGGGCUCGGCUGAUCAGUGGCUACGAGGAGUUCCCCUUUGACACGGCCGUGCCCUUGUUUGCGUUCAAGAACUUCUAUGGAUGGGACAGGCUGGCAGAGCAGCUGCGAAGUUUGACAGUCAAGCGUGCCGGCCUCGACGACCCCAUAAACUUGCUGCAGAACAUAGUCUUGGAUGAUUCAGAGAGACGACGAAAACGUUCAUCGAAGACCCAAGUCCCCACGACGCCUUCUACCCCAGGAUUGCCUUGGCCCUCUGGCAGUCCCAGCGCCAGGCAGAUAGAGCUGGCCCGCUCUGUGUCUGCUCCCAACUCGCCAUUCGCAGAACAACUGCAACGACGUGCGUCAGUGGGUAGCCCGCAAAUGUUGUUGAGGGCUGGGUCAGACGGCAAGCCUGCAGCGGGUCAGUCGCGACAGUCAAGCAACUCGCCGCCGCGACCAGCUACCGCAAGGCAUGGCUCAAUACACAAGGCGCAUCCAAGUCGCAGUGGAAAGAACCGCAGGUCCUCAGGAAGCUCGGGUUCAAGCCAGCAUGAAAUGACGCCGCGACACAGUGCCACAGACCUGCUGUCGAUGGGGAUCCUUCCGUCCUCCAAAUGGCGUUUCCUGCGACAUCUCAGCCUGGCUGAGAAUUGCCUGACCCAGCUGACGACGAGCAGUCUGGCUCCAGUGGCCAACACAUUGCAGUCGCUUGACCUCUCUGGAAACAUGUUCACCGAGAUUCCGGACGCGCUCGCGAGCAUGACCCAACUGCGAGCUUUGAACCUGAGCAACUGUAUGAUCGACAGCUUGUCCUCGUUGUCGAGAAGUCCUCUUCCAGCGAUUACGACACUCAACCUCCGCUCCAACCGGCUCCUCUCUUUGGCUGGCAUCCAACGACUCUUCUCUCUGGAACGGGUUGACCUGCGGGAAAAUCGAAUGCAUGAUCCCGCUGAGCUGGCUCGACUGACCGGUAUUCCUGACAUCACCGACCUCUAUGUGAUGAAGAACCCGUUCACGAGAACACACAGCAAUUAUCGGAUUACCAUCUUCAACUUGUUCCGAUCGUCACCUGGCCAUGUGGAUGAUGUUACAAUCGACACCAUGGGUCCGCUUUACCACGAGAAGAAGUAUUUGGUGGAUCGAGCUCCAGAGCCUGCUAACAAGCCGGUGGUCAAGCCGCUGUUAGAAGAUGAGCAGCGUCAGUCAGAGGAAGGUGCGGAGGAUUCGACCUUCAAUGCCGGCGUUGAGGCUGUCCCCAAACCUUCUUCGCAUCCAGGACAUCGGCGCACGACAUCAGAUAUGGGACCAAGCUCGACGAUUCGUCGCAAGAAAGCGCCUAGAAGGAGAAUAGUUGAGCUCUCUCAAGCUGAGCAGCGUGCUCAAACCGAAGACAUACCUGCAGAGCCACCAGUCCCAGAAUUGACAGAGCUUCCGCCAAUGCCGCACACUCCCACCACUGAAAGCGAUCAGCCGUCGACACCAGAAGCAACCCCGUACCAUACCGCUCCGUCCACUCAUCUGCAGCAAGGGACUUCACUGGCUGUUCGCCCGAGACUCGAUACAGCUUUUAAAUCGCCGACGCCUCCGCCGAAGAUACGGGAUGCGUCUGACGAUGAGAACUCGCCCAUUCGGUCGCCUGAAGACCUGGGCUCGAACACGGACUUAUACCGGCAGAAGGUCGAAGCUCUGAAGAGUGAGCUAGGACCAACCUGGCUCAGUGCUCUGAACGAGAACGAGAGUCAGACGAGGCAUAGAAGCUUCAGUCCUGCCUCGCGCACAUCGACCGUAAGGCCUGACCAUCCACACCGGGGCGUCAGCGUGGGAGGACGCACCCUUGGCUGA